Messenger RNA from Pieris napi, 2297 nucleotides. RefSeq names its product cytochrome c oxidase subunit 1-like. The record is from RefSeq and is a predicted model, not a curated record. Gene Ontology annotation, cellular component: membrane. Gene Ontology annotation, molecular function: cytochrome-c oxidase activity; heme binding. The transcript has a single exon. Gene Ontology annotation, biological process: mitochondrial electron transport, cytochrome c to oxygen; electron transport coupled proton transport. NCBI's taxonomy places the organism in Eukaryota, Metazoa, Arthropoda, Insecta, Lepidoptera, Pieridae. The annotation marks the transcript as partial.
AUAACUCAGCCAUUUUAUUAGCGAAAAUGACUUUAUUCUACUAAUCAUAAAGAUAUUGGAACUUUAUAUUUUAUCUUCGGAAUUUGAUCAGGGAUAGUAGGAACAUCUUUAAGUUUACUUAUUCGAACUGAAUUAGGAAAUCCAGGAUUUUUAAUUGGUGACGACCAAAUUUAUAAUACUAUUGUAACAGCUCAUGCUUUUAUUAUAAUUUUUUUUAUAGUUAUACCCAUUAUAAUUGGAGGAUUUGGAAAUUGAUUAGUCCCAUUAAUACUAGGAGCUCCAGAUAUAGCUUUCCCCCGAAUAAAUAAUAUAAGAUUUUGAUUAUUACCCCCUUCUUUAACUCUUCUUAUUUCAAGCAGAAUCGUAGAAAAUGGAGCAGGAACAGGAUGAACAGUGUACCCCCCACUAUCAUCAAAUAUUGCUCAUAGAGGUUCAUCAGUAGAUUUAGCUAUUUUUUCUUUACAUUUAGCUGGAAUUUCUUCAAUUUUAGGAGCAAUUAAUUUUAUUACUACUAUUAUUAAUAUACGUAUUAGAAAUAUAUCUUUUGAUCAAAUACCAUUAUUUGUAUGAUCAGUAGGAAUUACUGCUUUACUUUUACUUCUUUCUUUACCGGUACUUGCAGGUGCUAUUACAAUACUUUUAACAGAUCGAAAUUUAAAUACAUCAUUUUUUGAUCCUGCUGGAGGAGGAGACCCAAUUCUUUAUCAACAUCUAUUUUGAUUUUUUGGACAUCCAGAAGUUUAUAUUUUAAUUUUACCAGGAUUUGGUAUAAUUUCUCAUAUCAUUUCUCAAGAAAGAGGAAAAAAAGAAACUUUUGGUUCAUUAGGAAUAAUUUAUGCAAUAAUAGCAAUUGGUCUUUUAGGAUUUAUUGUAUGAGCUCAUCAUAUAUUCACAGUAGGAAUAGAUAUUGAUACCCGAGCUUAUUUUACAUCUGCAACAAUAAUUAUUGCUGUUCCUACAGGAAUUAAAAUUUUUAGUUGAUUAGCAACACUUUAUGGAACUCAAAUUAAUUAUAGACCUUCAAUAUUAUGAAGAUUAGGAUUUGUAUUUUUAUUUACUGUUGGAGGUUUAACUGGAGUAAUUUUAGCUAAUUCUUCAAUUGAUAUUAUUCUCCAUGACACAUAUUAUGUUGUUGCUCAUUUUCACUAUGUUUUAUCUAUAGGAGCUGUAUUUGCUAUCUUAGGGGGAUUUAUUCAUUGAUACCCUCUUUUUACUGGGUUAAGUUUAAACAACUACUACUUAAAGAUUCAAUUUAUUGUUAUAUUUAUUGGAGUAAAUUUAACUUUUUUCCCUCAACAUUUCUUAGGAUUAGCAGGAAUACCUCGACGAUACUCAGAUUAUCCAGAUAAUUAUUUAUCUUGAAAUAUUGUUUCAUCUUUAGGAUCUUAUAUCUCCUUAAUUGCAACAAUUAUAAUAAUAAUAAUCAUUUGAGAAUCAAUAAUUAAUCCUCGAAUAAUUAUUUUUUCAUUAAAUAUACCUUCAUCUAUUGAAUGAUAUCAAAAUCUUCCACCAGCAGAACAUUCUUAUAACGAAUUACCAAUUAUAAGUAAUUUCUAAUAUGGCAGAUAAUAUGUAAUGGAUUUAAACCCCAUUUAUAAAGGUUUUCCUUUUUUUAGAAAUGGCAACCUGAUCAAAUUUUAAUUUACAAAAUGGAGCUUCACCACUUAUAGAACAAAUAAUUUUUUUUCAUGAUCAUACUUUAAUUAUUUUAUUAAUAAUUACUAUUUUAGUAAUAUAUUUAAUAAUAAAUUUAUUUUUUAAUAAAUUUAUUAAUCGAUUUCUAUUAGAAGGUCAAAUAAUCGAAUUAAUUUGAACUAUUUUACCUGCUAUUACUUUAAUUUUUAUUGCAUUACCAUCUUUACGGUUAUUAUAUUUACUUGAUGAAUUAAAUAAUCCUUUAAUUACCCUAAAAUCUAUUGGUCAUCAAUGAUACUGAAGUUAUGAAUAUUCAGAUUUCAAAAAUAUUGAAUUUGAUUCUUAUAUAAUUAAUGAAAUAGAUAAACUUAAUAAUUUCCGAUUAUUAGAUGUAGAUAACCGAAUUAUUUUACCAAUAAAUAAUCAAAUUCGAAUUUUAGUUACAGCAACAGAUGUAAUUCAUUCCUGAACUAUCCCUUCUUUAGGAGUAAAAGUUGAUGCUAAUCCAGGGCGUUUAAAUCAAACUAAUUUUUUUAUUAACCGACCAGGAAUUUUUUUUGGGCAAUGUUCAGAAAUUUGUGGAGCUAAUCAUAGAUUUAUACCUAUUGUUAUUGAAAGAAUUUCUAUAAAUAACUUUAUUAACUGAAUUAAUAAUUAUUCAU